GAUUAUGUAUUUUUAUUACUGUACUAACUUCGUAACAGUACGGACUAUCAUAUUAGCUAAACUACAAUGCCCCCAACAAUAAUUCAUGUCGACCUUACUAAAUCGGCUGAGGACCAGCCCACUCGCAUGCACAAUCGAUGGCAUCCGGAUAUUCCACCCGUUGCACGAGUACGUGUCGGCGAGCCAUUUAGAGUUGAGUGUAUGGACUGGACCGGUGGACGAAUAAAAGACAAUGACAAUGCUGACGACAUUGAAAAAUUAGACUUAAAUGGACUCCACAUUUUAAGUGGGCCGAUUUCUGUCGACGGGGCUGAACCGAAUGAUUUCCUAGUUGUAGACAUUUUGGAUAUCGGAACAUUGCCUGGUUCCGAGUGGGGAUUCACUGGUAUUUUUGCUAAGGACAACGGUGGCGGAUUCUUAACGAAUCAUUACCCCAAAGCGGCGAAAGCAAUUUGGAAAUUUGAGGGUCGUCAUGCAACAUCUCGCCACAUACCAGGCGUACGAUUAAGUGCUCUGAUGCACCCUGGCAUAAUUGGAUGUGCUCCUUCGAUGGAAUUACUUAAAGAGUGGAAUCGUCGAGAGGAAGAGUUGGUAUCACAAUCGCCGGACUCGGUUCCUCCAUUAGCUCUUUUGCCAGAUAAGUUAGGAUGUUUGGUGGGUUCAAUGGAAUCAACCGAAGCUGACCGCGUUGCGAAAGAAGCAGCUAGGACUAUUCCACCUCGUGAACACGGUGGUAAUUGUGACAUCAAAAAUCUAACAAUAGGCUCGAGAUUGUAUCUACCAGUCUAUGUCCCUGGUGCCAACCUAUCUGUUGGUGACUUACAUUUUUGUCAAGGUGAUGGUGAGAUUAGUUUUUGCGGUGCAAUUGAAAUGGCUGGUUACAUUGACUUGAAAGUUUCGCUGAUCAAAGACGGAGUCAACAAAUACAAACAAAAGAAUUCAAUGUUUGCGCCGAGUUCGUCCAGAUUGGUGUACGGUCCACAGCUGGUAUUUCAAGGAAUCAGUGUUGACGAGGACGGUCGUCAACAUUAUAUGGAUGCAAAUGUAGCUUAUAGACGAGCGUGUCUGAAUGCAAUAGAAUACUUAAAGACGCAGGGUUACACCGGUGAACAAGCUUACUUGUUGCUAAGUGCAGCUCCCAUUGAAGGACAUUUGAGUGGAGUGGUUGAUAUACCGAAUUCUUGUUGUACUUUGUCAUUACCAUUGGAGAUAUUUGAUCGAGACAUCAGCCCGAAAGUUGAUGUUGAGUAAUCCUGUGAAUGUCCUCGGCCAGGCCACCAUUCCAAUGACAGGCGUCCUACUUGUCAGAAAUGUCAGAAAUUGCACAAAUCU
Bradysia coprophila is the source of this 1332-nucleotide messenger RNA. Its product is annotated as formamidase-like. The record is from RefSeq and is a predicted model, not a curated record. Gene Ontology annotation, molecular function: hydrolase activity, acting on carbon-nitrogen (but not peptide) bonds, in linear amides. NCBI's taxonomy places the organism in Eukaryota, Metazoa, Arthropoda, Insecta, Diptera, Sciaridae.